Spirometra erinaceieuropaei is the source of this 1268-nucleotide messenger RNA. The record is from the annotation of a GenBank genome assembly. Lineage: Eukaryota; Metazoa; Platyhelminthes; Cestoda; Diphyllobothriidea; Diphyllobothriidae.
AUGGACGACGAUCCGCUACCCAAACGACUCUUCUACGGAGACGUCGCGACGGGUUCUCGUCGUCAAGGAGGCCCAAAUCGUCGAUACAAGGAUACCCUGAAGUCCUCCCUGAAGCUACUGCAAAUCAACCCGACCAACUGGGAAGAGCUCGCCUGCGAUCGUCCGGCAUGGAGGAGAACAGUGAAGACAGGCGCUGCUAUCCACGAAGCCAACCGCAUCGCCGCCGCCAAAGCGAAACGCGAAGCCCGCAAAUCACAACUGCGCCCAGUCAGCAAUGCUGUCGCACAACUUCUCCCAACGUGUCCUCGAUGUAAGCGGACAUUCCGGGCUCGAAUCGGCCUUGUUGGACAUCUUCGGAUCAAAUGUACUCUCGAACUGCACCAAACUUCAUCCCCCAGCCCGCGUCAUCCUCGUCCUCUCUGCCGCCGAAUAACUCUGUGAAUUCUUCUGCACCACCACUUCCAUCCUCCUCCUCCUCCUCCUCCUCCUCCUCCAACACCACCACCAUCCCCACCACCAUUGCCCCAACGGCGGCCGCUCAGGCAGCCGUCUCGCACAUCUCCGACCGCGACACAACAACCGGCACCACCCCCGCCUCUCCUGACUCCAGCAAAGAGAAUCAGGACUACACCUGUCCUCACUGCGACCGCACCUUCACCUCACACAUCGGCCUGGUCGGUCACUUGCGAAUCCAUCGCACAGAGACCGGCGAACCAGUGCCUGAAGCACCAACCUACACCCACCGCACUCGCCUCCACUGCCCUCGCACCUUCACGCAUCGCAUGGGUCUAUUCGGCCACAUGCGCAUCCACGAGAGCGGAAUCGACCACAAUUCCGACACACCAACCACGCCCAUCAUGCCCAGCACCACCCUCGCACCGUCCAUCUGCGCCACCAUCAACGCCUCCUCUGUAGCUGAUUCUGACACCGCCGACUUCACGUGCCCGGUCACUUGCGAAUCCAUCGCACAGCGACCGGAGAACCAGUGCCUGGAGCACCAACCUACACCCAACCAGCUCGUCUCAACUGUUCACACUGUCCUCGCACUUUCAGGCACCGCAUGGGCCUAUUCGGCCACAUGCGCAUCCACGACGACCUGCGGUAGACAACCGCCGGUUACACCACACAUCCACACACUCCCUACCCUCCUCCACCAUCACCAACACACAUCAACACUUACCCACCGCAUGCACCAACUGCCACCUUCCACGCAAGCGGGAAGUGUGCAUCUCGUUUCAGUUCCCAUGCAGCUUCGGCUGUACGGGUGA